This is a messenger RNA of Aphis gossypii (cotton aphid), 2392 nucleotides long. RefSeq lists its product as uncharacterized. The record is from RefSeq and is a predicted model, not a curated record. Bases 79 to 1290 code for a protein of 403 amino acids. The transcript is spliced from 6 exons. Lineage: Eukaryota; Metazoa; Arthropoda; Insecta; Hemiptera; Aphididae.
CGUUUUCAAAAUUCGAAUUUUAUUCUCGUUUCACACGAGCGCUUGUGUUUGUGCGUGUACCGCGGGUGGACCGAGGGGAUGGAGGGUUGUAAACACACAAGGCAUGCGGCAACCGUCGACAGCGUCGGCGAGGGUGGUGCGUUUCGGGCGGCACGCACCACGUGGACACCGGACCGAACCGGCGGCGGCGGCAGAGGGAUCCCAUCCCUCCGCCGUCGUCGCUUCAGCCUACGACGGCAGUCGCCGACACCGAUGCCGACGACGCACUCGGUUGCCGUCGACAACCGUAGGUAUUACGCACACAUCGCCAACGCCGCCGAAGUCGAGUCUCGCCGGCCGACACUCUGGUACGGACUCCGGAGAGCGUCAUCCUUGCUUCCGCUGCCGACGAGGGACCUCCACCGGAGGACGCCGAUUGUAGCCAUGGUCCGGCCACCGGUGACCACUAAGCUGCUGCUGGGCCUUUACUCCUUGUUCUACUCGUGCACGAUCGCUCUCGACGCGGUCGUGGACAGCGUUACGAUAACGGACCAGAGGGUGCCGGGCGCGGUGCUGAACGGCACCGAGUACGUGGUGUUGGACUGCGUGUACAAGCUGAAACCGGAAGAGGCCCAGGGGCUGGUGAUCACGUGGUAUUUCAACAACAGCCCCAGCCCCGCUUACCAGUGGAUACAGGGCCAACCGCCCCGGGCCAUCGGUCCGCUGAAAAAUCACAUCCGGUUGGGCUACGCCGCGCCCACCGACGACGCGCUGGCCACAUACCGCGCGCUGUACAUCAUCAGGCCGACCACCGGGCUGACCGGAAACUACAAGUGCGUCGUGUCCACGUACAACGACGAGGACUUUAUGAUCAAGAAGAUGAUCGUUUACGCGCCUGGCCAACAUAUGCACAUGAAACGCACCAAGGCCAACGACCAAGCCAUGGUAAACAUAUCUUGUACGAUUUCCAAAGUAUUUCCUAUGCCCAAGAUGCAAUUGUACAAGCUCGAAACAAAUGGAACGGAACACAGAAACAGUUCUUUGCCUAUUGAGAUAUUGGAUUAUCAAAACGAUGGCGCAUUUGAUGUCACAAUAUCGACGUUGUUCUCCGAAUCCGAAUUACCAUCGAGAACAACAUUUUUUUGCGAACUCAUCAUACCGAGUACUCCAUACAAUAUUACAAAACGAUUUGUUUAUAAUCCUGGUAACACUGAAAGUUUGUCUGCUGAUAAUGCUGCAUGGUCAAGAAAAUUAUCUCAAACUCUAAAAUUUACAACUAUCGUAUGGUUAUUUAUUGUAAUUUCAAACUGAAGAAAUUUAUAAUCAUAUCACUAUUAUUUAGUAUUCAUUGAUUUUCUUAAGUGUUACAACAAUUAAUUACAGCCUCAUCUUAAUAAUUUUUAUCCGGGAAAUUUACAUUACUUAUAAAUACAUAAGACAGAUGUAACAACAUUGUUAAAUUAUUAUUAUGUUGAACUUCAGAUUACAGAUAAUACGUACAAAAAAUUCAAGUUUGUAACUAUAUAGAUAUAAUAAAUUGUUUUUAAAGAAUUAUAAUUUAACAAAAUAAAUUCAAUUAAAUCAAUUUUAAAUUAAGACAGAAUCAAAUGUUAAAAUCACUUCAUUUAAAAUGAAACUUGAUUGAUAUUUUUUUUAUGUCCAUAUACAACAGGGCGGUAAUAAAUUAUUAACUUACAACAGUACAAUGGAAUUUUACGUUUAUACGCACAUUUUAUAUUUGAUUCCUUAGAAGUCUUGAAUUAAUUUAAUUUUAAAAUUACUUUUAAUGAUAUCUAUAUAGAUUUUGUAGUAGUAAUACUUUUGUCAAUAUGUAAUUUAAACAGUAUUAAUUUUUUUUUUUUUUUUAAUUCGAUUACGUUUAUGUUUAAAGGAUUCAUUAUUAUUCUCUAAAUUGUAUUUUUAAUUUUUUUGUAAUUUCCUAGAAAUAAAUCGUUUUAAGUUCAAUACUUAAGUUAAGUUAAUCAAAUAAUAUUUGAAAAAAAAUUCAAAAUAAAGAUAAUAAUAUUAUGCUUUUAAAGUCAAACUAAAAACUAAAAUUUAAUACAUUUAAUCUCUACCCAAUGUGAACUAUACCUAUGCCUUUUAUGUAGACAAUAUAGUAAAAAUAAAUACAAUUAUAAACACCUUAUAAAUUCAUAUGUAUUAUAAUUUAUAAAGGUGUAGAUUAAGAAUCAUGACUGUUUUAGUUAUUUAUUUACUAUUGCAUUAAUAACGUGGUAAUUUAUGGUUUUGCUUUUUCUUCAGGUGUAGUAGGUAUAUGUACACAUCUGAAAAGCACGAGUGCAUAUGCAUAUUUUAUACGUACGAUAUCACCAGAUUUUAAUGAUCAAGAUUUAUGAGAUGAAAAGUUUUUAAAAAUCUGCGAACUACUAAAUCAAAACUUAAUAGAACA